AUGGAGCAGCCUGAGCAAGAAGGCCCAGGAAGGAACCCCCAAAACCCAGAGUGUAGCACUUCUCUUGCAGACCAAGCUUGCAGUCUGAGGACUUUUCAGACAAGUCAAGAGCAUAACCCGAGGAACAUUCUUCCAACAAAUUUUGGGUCGGAGAAGCUUCUUCCAAGCCCUGGCCCCAGAACCCCACCUUUACCCGUCACCCCUGGCAUACCCAGUCCCUCAGACUUGGGGCCACCCCGGAAGUUGCCCCUGACAGACGCUAAUAAGAAGUAUCCUCUGAUGAAGCAGCGUGGGUUCUACUCAGACAUCCUAAGCCCUGGAUCUUUGAGUCAACUUGGGGAAGUAUGUCGUGGCCCCCUUGUGAACCAGGACCUCCUGCGGCAGGCCGAUCUCAACAAGUUCACCCCAAAAGUCAGAACCUUCGACAUUCCCGAGGACUUUGAGGAGCUUCUGGAGCAGCAGCGCAUUGGACCCACCACCCAGUUGCUCACCCAAACUGACUUCCCGGUGCAGGCCUACGAGCCCAAGGUGCAGGUGCCCUUCCUGGUGCUGCCAGGCCAGUGCCCCCGGAAGAUUGAGAUUGAGAGGAGGAAGCGGCUGUAUCUGAGCCUGGACAUUGAGCAAUUGCUAGCCAAAGAAGGCAUCGACUCCAACAAGCUCAUGCCCAGGCACCCAGACCUCCACCAUCCCCAGACCAUCGAGCAGGGCCUUGACCCUCUCUUCCCCAUCUAUCUUCCACUGAAGGUGUUCGACAAUGAGGAGUUUGACUGCCGGACCCCCAGUGAGUGGAUCAACAUGGGCUUAGAGCCAGGGUCUCAGGAUAGAAAGCCUGUUCCUGGAAAAGCCCUCCUGCCCACUGAAGACUUUCUAGGGCAUGAGGACCCCAAGAGUCAGAAGCUGAAUUAUGCAUGGUGUAAUGUUGGUGUCCUGGACUAUGAUAAAGAGAAGAAGCUUUACCUGGUGCACAAGACAGAUGAGAAUGGCUUGGUGCGAGAUGAGAUGGGGAUGCCCAUCCUGAAUGGAGGGGUCACUGCUGAAGGCAGGCCACCCCUCCUGCUCUGCCAGUAUUGGGUGCCACGGAUCCAGCUUCUAUUCUGUGCCGAGGACCCACGCGUAUUCACGCAGCGUGUGGUCCAGGCUCAUGCCUUGCGCAAGAACACGGAAGCCCUGCUGCUGUACAACCUGUAUGUGGACUGCAUGCCCUCCGAGGGCCAGCGUGUCAUCGACGAGCAGAGCCUGAGCAGAAUCAGGCAAUGGGCCAUGAGCACGCCUAGGAUGCGGAAAGGCCCCUCAGUUGUGGAGCACCUCAGCAGUCUCUCCAAAGAAGUGAACCUGGAUUACGAGCGCAGCAUGAACAAGAUCAACUUUGACCAAAUUGUCUCCUCCAAGCCUGACACCUUCUUCUAUGUGACCCUGCCUAAGAAGGAGGAAGAGAAGGUGCCCAAACAGGGACUGGUGGAGGUCCCCAAGUACCCCUUCCUGGAGCAGAAGGAGGACUUCACCUUUGUGUCCCUGCUCACACGACCAGAGGUCAUCACAGCCCUCAGCAAGGUGCGGGCCGAGUGCAACAAGGUGACCUCCAUGUCGCUGUUCCACUCAAGCCUGUCCAAGUACAGCCGCCUGGAAGAGUUUGAGCAGAUCCAGUCACAAACCUUCUCCCAGGUGCAGUUGUUCCUCAAAGACACCUGGAUCAGCACGCUCAAGGUGGCCGUGCGCAGCAGCCUGCGCGACAUGAGCAAGGGCUGGUACAACCUCUAUGAGACCAACUGGGAGGUGUACCUCAUGUCGAAACUGCGCAAGUUGAUGGAGCUGAUCAAGUACAUGCUGCAGGACACGCUGCGCUUCCUGGUGCAGGACUCGCUCACCAGCUUCUCACACUUCAUCAACGACGCCUGUUACAGUGUGCUCGGCUGCCCAGAUGACAUGGUCUGGGGCGAAGACUUCAUCAACAGCCCCUACAGGCCCCGGAAGAAUCCCCUCUUCAUUGUGGACUUGGUGCUGGACAGCUCAGGGGUGCACUAUAGCACCCUGCCAGAGCAUUUUGAGACGUCAUUGCUCAACCUCUUUGACAAGGGCAUCCUGGCCACUCAUGCAGUGCCGCAGCUGGAGAAGCUGGUGAUGGAGGACAUCUUCAUCAGCGGCAACCCCCUGCUGGAGUCCGUGGGGCUCCACGAACCACUUGUGGAGGAGCUGCGGGCAGUCAUUGCUAACGCUGUGCACAAGGCCAUGAUCCCCCUGCAGGCCUACGCCAAGAAGUACAGAAAGUACCUGGAGCUGAACAACAACGACAUUGCCACUUACCUCAAGGACUACCAGACACAAUGCCCAUCGGCUGAGGUGGUGCGAGAGGUGGUGCUUACCCACCUACAGGAGAAGGAGAUUCUGGACAGCUCACUGCCUAGCAGCAUUGUCAUUGGGCCCUUCUACAUCAACGUUGACAAUGUCAAGCAGAGCCUGUCCAAGAAACGCAAGGCCCUGGCCACUUCCAUGCUGGACAUCCUGGCCAAAACCCUGCACCAGGAGGUGGACAAUAUCUGUGAGGAGUUCCGAAGCAUCAGCCGCAAGGUCUACGAGAAGCCCAAUAGCAUUGAGGAGCUAGCUGAGCUUCGCGAGUGGAUGAAGAGCAUCCCCGAGAAACUAGAGGAGCUAGAGGAGCGAAUUGUGAAGGUCAUGGAUGACUACCAGGUCAUGGAUGAGUUCCUUUACAACCUCAGUGUAGAUGACUUCAACGACAAAUGGGCUGCCAGCAACUGGCCUUCCAAGAUCCUUGGGCAGCUAGAGAUAGUUCAGCAGCAGCACAUAGAAGAUGAGGAGAAGUUCCGCAAAAUCCAGCUCAUGGAUCAGAACAACUUCCAGGAGAAGCUGGAAGGACUGCAGCUGGUGGUAGCUGGCUUUUCCACCCACGUGGAGAUCGCAAGAGCACAUGAGAUCGCCAAUGAGGUGCGAAGGGUCAAGAAGCAGCUGAAGGACUGCCAGCAGCUGGCCUUACUCUACAACAACCGCGAGCGCAUCUUCGGCUUACCCAUCACUAACUAUGACAAGCUUUCCAGGAUGGUGAAGGAUUUCCAGCCUUACCUGGACCUCUGGACCACAGCCUCUGACUGGCUGCGCUGGUCUGAGAGCUGGAUGAAUGACCCCCUGUCUGCCAUUGAUGCUGAACAGUUAGAGAAGAACGUCAUCGAGUCCUUUAAGACCAUGCACAAGUGCGUGAAGCAGUUCAGGGACAUUCCAGCCUGCCAGGAAGUGGCCUUAGACAUCCAGGCGCGCAUCGAGGAGUUCAAGCCAUAUAUCCCACUGAUCCAGGGGCUGCGCAACCCUGGCAUGCGGAACCGGCACUGGGAGCUACUGUCCAAUGAGAUCGACAUAAAUGUCAGGCCCAAGGCCAACCUGACUUUCUCCCGCUGUCUUGAGAUGAACCUGCAGGAUCAUAUUGAGAGCAUCAGCAAGGUGGCAGAAGUGGCCAGCAAGGAGUACGCCAUUGAGCAGGCACUAGACAAGAUGGAGAAGGAGUGGUCCACCACGCUGUUCAAUGUGCUGCCCUACAAGGAGACAGACACCUACAUCCUCAAGAGCCCAGAUGAGGCCUCACAGCUGUUGGAUGACCACAUCGUCAUGACCCAGGGCAUGUCCUUCUCACCCUACAAGAAGCCCUUCGAGCAACGCAUCAAUUCCUGGGAGAGCAAAUUGAAGCUGACUCAGGAAGUCCUGGAGGAGUGGCUGAAUUGUCAGCGUUCCUGGCUCUACAUGGAGCCCAUCUUCAGCUCUGAGGACAUCAAUCGGCAGCUGCCCAUGGAGAGCAAGCGCUACCAGACCAUGGAGCGCAUCUGGAGGAAGAUCAUGAAGAAUGUCUAUGACAACCGGGAGGUGAUCAAUGUGUGCUCUGACCAGAGGCUGCUGGACAGCCUGCGGGACUGCAACAAGCUGUUGGACUUGGUGCAAAAGGGCCUCAGCGAGUACUUGGAGACCAAGCGGAGAUCCUUCCCCAGAUUCUACUUCCUGUCUGAUGAUGAACUACUUGAGAUCUUGUCCCAGACAAAAGACCCCACAGCUGUGCAACCCCACCUUCGCAAGUGCUUCGAGAACAUCGCCCGGCUGCUGUUCCAGGAGGACCUGGAGAUCACACACAUGUACUCAGCAGAGGGUGAGGAAGUGCAGCUGUCCUUCUCCAUCUACCCGUCCAGCAGUGUCGAGGACUGGCUGCUGGAGGUGGAACACAGCAUGAAGACCAGUGUGCGGGACAUCAUCGAGAAGGCCAUCAAGGCCUACCCCACCAUGGCCAGGACCCAGUGGGUUCUCAGCUGGCCUGGCCAGGUGACCAUCGCUGGGUGCCAGACCUACUGGACUAUGGAGGUAGCAGAGGCCCUGGAGGCUGGCACCCUCAGUAACCAGUUGUUCCCCCAGCUUGGCCAGCAGCUCAAUGACCUGGUGGCCCUGGUGCGCGGAAAGCUGUCCCACAUGCAGCGGAUGGUGCUAUCAGCGCUGAUCGUCAUUGAGGUCCAUGCCAAGGAUGUGGUGAGCAAGCUGAUUCAGGAGAAUGUGGUCAGCGUGAACGAUUUCGAAUGGAUCUCACAGUUGAGAUACUACUGGACAAAUGACAACCUUUACAUCCGGGCUGUGAAUGCUGAGUUCAUCUAUGGCUACGAGUACCUGGGCAACAGUGGGAGGCUGGUGAUCACGCCCCUCACUGACAGGUGCUACCUGACCCUGACUGGGGCCCUGCACCUCAAGUUUGGGGGUGCCCCAGCUGGCCCGGCUGGCACAGGAAAAACUGAGACCACUAAAGACUUGGGCAAAGCCUUGGCUAUUCAGACUGUUGUGUUCAACUGUUCUGACCAGCUCGAUUUUAUGGCGAUGGGCAAGUUCUUCAAGGGCCUGGCCAGUGCCGGGGCCUGGGCCUGCUUUGACGAGUUCAAUCGCAUCGAUAUUGAGGUGCUGUCUGUGGUGGCACAGCAGAUCACCACCAUCCAGAAGGCUCAGCAACAACGGGUGGAACGCUUCAUGUUCGAGGGCGUGGAGAUCCCCCUUGUGCCAUCCUGUGCUGUGUUCAUCACCAUGAACCCGGGAUAUGCUGGCCGCACCGAGCUGCCUGACAACCUGAAGGCGCUCUUCAGGCCUGUGGCCAUGAUGGUUCCCGACUAUGCCAUGAUCGCUGAGAUCUCCCUCUACUCCUUUGGCUUCAAUGAUGCCAAUAUUCUGGCCAAGAAGAUCACGACCACCUUCAAGCUGUCUUCUGAGCAGCUCAGCUCCCAGGACCACUAUGACUUCGGGAUGAGGGCUGUGAAGACUGUGAUCUCAGCAGCUGGGAACCUCAAGCGAGAAAACCCCAUGAUGAAUGAGGAGCUGAUCUGCCUCCGGGCCAUCCGCGACGUGAACGUGCCAAAGUUCCUGCAGGAAGACCUCAAGCUCUUCUCUGGGAUUGUGACUGACCUGUUCCCUACCAUCAGAGAUGAGGACACUGACUACGGCAUCCUGGACAAGGCCAUUCGCAUGGCCUGUGAGAAGAAGAACCUCAAGGAUGUGGACGGCUUCCUGACCAAGUGCAUCCAGCUCUAUGAGACCACAGUGGUUCGGCACGGCCUCAUGCUCGUCGGGCCUACAGGCUCUGGCAAGAGUAAUUGUUACAGAGUCCUGGCAGCCGCGAUGACAUCGCUGAAAGGACAACCGUCCAUUAGCGGUGGUGUGUAUGAGGCCGUCAGCUACUAUGUACUCAACCCCAAGUCCAUCACGAUGGGCCAGCUGUAUGGAGAGUUUGACCUGCUCACCCAUGAGUGGACAGAUGGGAUUUUCUCCUCCCUUAUCCGGGCGGGGGCCAUAGCCUCAGACACCAGCAAGAAGUGGUACAUGUUUGAUGGGCCAGUGGAUGCCAUCUGGAUUGAGAACAUGAACACGGUGCUGGAUGACAACAAGAAGCUGUGCCUCAGCUCUGGGGAGAUCAUCAAGCUCACAGAGGCAAUGACCAUGAUGUUCGAGGUACAGGACUUGGCAGUCGCUUCACCCGCCACAGUGUCCCGCUGUGGCAUGGUGUAUCUGGAGCCCAGCAUCCUGGGGCUCAUGCCCUUUGUGGAGUGCUGGCUGAAGAGGCUCCCCGCCUUUCUCAAACCCUACGAGGAAAUGUUCAUGGGCCUCUUUGUUACCUUCCUGGAGGCCUCCAUCAUGUUCGUUCGGUCCUCGGUGAAGGAGGUAAUCGCAUCAACCAACAGCAACCUGACCAUGAGCCUCCUGAAGCUGCUGGACUGCUUCUUCACCCCCUUUCUGCCUAAAGAGGGCCUCAAGAAAGUAUCCCCUGAAAAGCUCAGUCGCAUCCCAGAGCUGAUCGAACCCUGGUUCAUCUUCUCCCUGAUCUGGAGUGUGGGUGCCACAGGGGACAGUAACAGUCGCUCCAGCUUCAACAACUGGCUCAGGCUCAAGAUGCUGAUGGAGAAUCUGACACUGUGCUUCCCAGAGGAGGGGCUGGUGUUUGAUUAUAGGCUGGACGAUGCGGGCAUCAGCAACACCAGCAAUGACGAGGAUGAAGAUGAGGAGAACAAGAAGGUUGCCUGGGUGAAGUGGAUGGACUCCUCGACUCCUUUCACCAUGAUACCAGAUACCAACUACUGCAACAUCAUUGUGCCCACCAUGGACACUGUGCGGAUGUCCUACCUGCUGGGCCUGCUGCUCACCAACAACAAGCCUGUGCUGUGCAUCGGGCCGACAGGCACGGGGAAGACCCUUACCAUCUCUGACAUGCUCCUUAAGAACUUACCAUUGAAAUACAUCAGCCACUUCCUCACCUUCUCAGCCUGUACCUCCGCCAACCAAACCCAGGAUCUCAUCGACAGCAAGCUGGACAAGAGGCGGAAGGGUGUGUUCGGGCCACCCCUGGGGCGUAACUUCAUCUUCUUCAUCGAUGACCUGAACAUGCCGGCCCUGGAGACGUAUGGCGCCCAGCCGCCCAUCGAGCUGCUGCGCCAGUGGAUGGACCACCAAGGCUGGUACGACCGCAAGACCAUCGGAGCUUUCAAGAACGUGGUGGACAUCAACUUUAUCUGUGCCCUGGGCCCCCCGGGGGGAGGCAGGAAUCCCAUCACCCCAAGAUUGACACGCCACUUCAACUACCUGUCCUUUGCUGAACUGGAUGAGAUGAGCAAGAAACGCAUUUUCUCCACAAUCCUGGGCAGUUGGAUGGAUGGACUCCUCGGAGAAAAAAGUUACCGGGAGCCUGUGCUUGGGGCCCCCAACAUCACCCACUUCACAGAUCCCCUUGUGGAAGCCACCAUCCUGGUAUACUCUACCAUCACGUCCCAGCUGCUGCCCACCCCAGCCAAGUCCCACUACACCUUCAACCUGAGGGACCUCUCCAAAGUCUUCCAGGGCAUGCUCAUGGCCGAGCCAUCCAAGGUCGAGGACAAGGUACAGCUGCUUCGACUGUGGUAUCACGAGAACUGCCGCGUGUUCCGCGACCGCCUGGUGAAUGAGGAGGACCGCGGCUGGUUUGACAAGCUCCUGGAGAUGCAGAUGGGACAGUGGGAGGUGGCCUUUGAUGAGGUCUGCCCCUUCCAGCCCAUCCUCUAUGGGGACUUCAUGUGGCCCGGCUCCGAUGUCAAGUCCUAUGAGCUCAUCACCAGUGAGAAAAAGAUGAUGCAGGUGAUCGAGGAGUACAUGGAGGACUACAACCAGAUCAACACAACCAAGCUGAAGCUGGUGCUCUUCAUGGACGCCAUGAGCCACAUCUGCCGCAUCAGCCGCACCCUUCGCCAGGCACUGGGCAAUGCGCUCCUGCUGGGCGUGGGCGGCAGCGGCCGCAGCUCCCUCACACGACUCGCCUCGCACAUGGCCGAAUAUGAGUGCUUCCAGAUUGAGCUGUCUAAGAACUAUGGCAUGACUGAAUGGCGUGAAGAUGUCAAGAGGGUCUUGCUCAAGGCUGGCCUACAAAACCUGCCCAUCACUUUCCUGUUCUCGGACACCCAGAUCAAAAAUGAGUCCUUCCUGGAGGACAUCAACAAUGUCCUGAACUCGGGUGACAUUCCAAACCUCUACAACUUGGAUGAACAGGACCAGAUUAUCACUGCCAUGCGGCCCUUGAUCCAGGAGCAGGGCCUGCAGCCCACCAAGGCCAACCUAAUGGCCACCUAUACUGGGCGUGUACGCAACAACAUCCACAUGGUGCUGUGUAUGAGCCCCAUCGGAGAGGUCUUUCGAGCUCGCCUGCGGCAGUUCCCCUCCUUGGUCAACUGCUGUACUAUUGACUGGUUUAAUGAGUGGCCUGCAGAAGCCCUGGAGUCUGUGGCCAUCACAUUCCUGAACGAGAUUCCAGGACUGGAUUCCACCAUCACUGUAAUUGAAGGAAUGGUUCAGGUUUGUGUGUAUAUCCACCAGUCGGUGGCCCAGAAGUGUACUGAGUUUCUGGCUGAGCUGGCCCGCCACAACUACGUGACCCCCAAAAGUUAUCUGGAGCUGCUCAACAUUUUCUCCUUCCUCAUUGGGCAAAAGAAACAGGAGCUGAAAACUGCCAAGAACCGUAUGAAGAGUGGCCUGGACAAGUUGCUGAGCACUUCAGAGGACGUGGCCAAGAUGCAAGAGGAACUGGAGAUUAUGCGCCCCUUACUGGAGGAGGCUGCCAAGGACACCAUGCUCACCAUGGAUCAAAUCAAGGUGGACACGACCAUUGCCGAGGAGACCCGGAAUUCAGUGCAGGCCGAGGAGAUCAAAGCCAAUGAGAAGGCCAGGAAGGCGCAAGCUAUUGCUGAUGAUGCCCAGAAGGAUCUGGAUGAGGCACUGCCAGCCCUGGAUGCAGCCCUGGCCAGCCUGCGCAACCUCAACAAGAAUGACGUGACUGAGGUGCGUGCCAUGCAGCGCCCUCCCCCUGGUGUAAAACUGGUCAUAGAAGCUGUGUGUAUCAUGAAGGGCAUAAAGCCCAAGAAAGUGCCUGGAGAGAAGCCUGGCACCAAGGUGGAUGACUACUGGGAGCCUGGCAAGGGGCUACUGCAGGACCCAGGCCGCUUCCUUGAGAGCCUCUUCAAGUUUGACAAGGACAACAUUGGGGAGGCAGUGAUCAAAGCCAUCCAGCCCUACAUCGACAACGAAGAGUUCCAGCCUGCCGCCAUCGCCAAGGUAUCCAAGGCCUGUACCUCCAUCUGCCAGUGGGUGCGCGCCAUGCACAAGUACCACUUCGUGGCCAAAGCCGUGGAGCCCAAGCGGCAAGCCCUGAGGGAGGCCCAGGAUGACCUGGAGGUGACGCAGAGGAUCCUGGAGGAGGCAAAGCAGCGCCUGCACGAGGUGGAAGAUGGCAUCUCCAUGAUGCAGGCCAAGUACCGAGAAUGCAUCACCAAGAAGGAGGAGCUAGAGCUGAAGUGUGAGCAGUGUGAGCAGCGGCUAGGCCGUGCUAGUAAGCUCAUCAACGGGCUGUCAGAUGAGAAGGUGCGCUGGCAGGAGACAGUGGAGAACCUGGAGCACAUGCUUGACAACAUUUCCGGUGAUGUGUUGGUGGCCGCUGGCUUUGUGGCCUACCUGGGCCCUUUCACGGGCCAGUACCGCACUGUGCUCUACAACAGCUGGGUGCAUCAGCUCACAGCCCACCAAGUCCCACACACUAGCGAGCCCACGCUAAUCGGAACGCUGGGAAACCCUGUGAAGAUCCGCUCGUGGCAGAUCGCUGGCCUCCCCAAUGACACACUGUCCGUGGAGAAUGGGGUCAUCAACCACUUCUCCCAGCGCUGGACCCACUUCAUCGACCCACAGAGCCAGGCCAACAAAUGGAUCAAGAACAUGGAGAAGGACAACGGACUGGAUGUGUUCAAGCUGACUGACCGUGACUUCCUGCGCAGCAUGGAGAAUGCCAUCCGCUUUGGCAAGCCCUGCCUUCUGGAGAACGUGGGCGAGGAGCUGGACCCAGCCCUGGAGCCGGUGCUGCUCAAGCAGACGUACAAGCAGCAGGGGAACACAGUGUUGAAACUGGGCGACACGGUGAUCCCUUACCAUGAGGACUUCAGGAUGUAUAUCACCACCAAGCUGCCCAAUCCACACUACACACCCGAGGUCUUCACCAAACUCACCCUCAUCAACUUCACCCUGUCGCCCAGUGGGUUAGAGGACCAACUGCUGGGUCAGGUAGUGGCUGAGGAGCGGCCUGACCUAGAAGAAGCCAAGAACCAGUUGAUUGUCAGUAACGCCAAGAUGCGCCAGGAACUGAAAGAUAUUGAAGACCAGAUCCUGUACCGGCUCAGCUCCUCUGAGGGCAACCCCGUGGAUGACGUGGAGCUCAUCAAGGUGCUGGAGGCUUCCAAGAUGAAAGCUGCUGAGAUCCAGGCCAAGGUCAGGAUUGCAGAGCAGACAGAGAAAGACAUUGACCUCACGCGCAUGGAGUACAUACCUGUGGCCGUCCGCACCCAGAUCCUCUUCUUCUGUGUGUCUGACCUGGCCAACGUGGACCCCAUGUACCAGUACUCCCUCGAGUGGUUUCUCAACAUCUUCCUCUCAGGCAUCACCAACUCAGAGAGGGCAGACAACCUAAAGAAGCGCAUCACCAACAUCAACCGCUAUCUGACCUACAGCCUCUAUUGCAAUGUCUGCCGCAGCCUCUUUGAGAAGCACAAGCUCAUGUUCGCCUUCCUGCUGUGUGUCCGCAUCAUGAUGAAUGAGGGCAAGAUCGACCAGAGUGAGUGGCGCUACCUCCUGUCUGGGGGCUCCAUCCAGACCAUGACUGAGAACCCUGCACCAGAUUGGCUCUCAGACAGAGCCUGGAGAGACAUCCUGGCCCUGUCGAACCUGCCAGCCUUUUCUUCCCUCACCUCUGACUUUGUGAAGCACCUCUCAGAAUUCCAGGCCAUCUUUGACAGCCCUGAGCCCCACCGGGAGCCCUUGCCUGGCAUCUGGGACCAGUACUUGGACCAGUUCCAGAGGUUGCUGAUCCUCCGCUGCCUACGUGGGGACAAGGUUACCAAUGCCAUGCAGGACUUUGUGGCCACCAACCUGGAGCCACGCUUCAUUGAGCCCCAGACAGCAAACCUAUCACUGGUGUUCAAAGACUCCAACUCCACCACCCCCCUCAUCUUUGUGCUGUCCCCUGGCACUGACCCUGCUGCCGACCUCUACAAGUUUGCCGAAGAGAUGAAGUUCUCCAAGAAACUCUCUGCCAUCUCUCUGGGCCAGGGUCAGGGUCCUCGGGCAGAAGCCAUGAUGCGCACCUCCAUAGAGAGGGGCAAGUGGGUCUUCUUCCAGAACUGCCACCUGGCACCAAGCUGGAUGCCAGCCCUUGAGCGUCUCAUUGAGCACAUCAAUCCCGACAAGGUACAUCGCGACUUCCGUCUGUGGCUCACCAGCCUGCCCAGCAACAAGUUCCCAGUGUCCAUCCUGCAGAAUGGCUCCAAGAUGACCAUUGAACCACCACGUGGUGUCAAGGCCAACCUCCUCAAGUCUUACAGCAGCCUCAGCGAUGACUUCCUCAAUUCAUGCCACAAGGUGAUGGAGUUCAAGUCCUUGCUGUUUUCCCUGUGCCUGUUCCAUGGGAAUGCACUUGAGCGCCGCAAGUUUGGGCCCCUGGGCUUCAAUAUCCCGUACGAGUUCACAGACGGGGACCUGCGCAUCUGCAUCAGCCAGCUCAAGAUGUUCCUGGACGAGCAUGAAGAUAUUCCCUACAAGGUCCUCAAGUACACGGCUGGGGAGAUCAACUAUGGGGGCCGCGUCACAGACGACUGGGACCGCCGCUGCGUGAUGAACAUCCUAGAGGACUUCUACUGCCCCGCGGUGCUCUUUCCCGAACACAGCUACAGCGCCUCCGGCAUCUACCACCAGAUCCAGCCCACCUACGACCUCAACAGCUACCUGUCCUACAUCAAGAGUCUCCCACUCAACGACAUGCCUGAGAUCUUUGGCCUGCAUGACAAUGCCAACAUCACCUUCGCCCAGAAUGAGACUUAUGCCCUGCUCGGUGCCAUCAUUCAGCUGCAACCCAAAUCAUCCUCUGCGGGUGGCCGAGGCCGGGAGGAGAUAGUAGAGGAAAUGGCACAAAACAUUCUGCUGCAGAUGCCUGAGUCCAUCAACCUGAAGCUGGUGAUGACCAAGUACCCUGUGUUGUAUGAGGAGUCAAUGAACACAGUGCUAGUGCAGGAGGUCAUUCGGUACAACCGGCUGCUGCAGGUGAUCUCACAGACGCUAAGAGACCUGCUGAAAGCACUGAAGGGGCUGGUAGUGAUGUCCUCACAGCUGGAGUUGAUGGCUGCCAGCCUGUACAACAACACUGUGCCUGAACUCUGGAAGGUCAAGGCCUACCCAUCACUCAAGCCACUCUCCUCGUGGGUCAUGGACCUGCUGCAGCGCCUGGACUUCCUGCAGAGCUGGAUCCAAGGGGGCAUCCCUGCUGUCUUCUGGAUUAGUGGCUUCUUCUUCCCCCAGGCUUUCCUGACAGGCACCCUGCAGAACUUUGCUCGAAAGUCUGUCAUCUCUAUUGACACCAUCUCCUUCAAUUUCCAGGUGAUGAGUCAGAGUGUGUCAGAGCUGAAGACAAGGCCUGAGGAAGGAUGCUACAUCCAUGGACUGUUCCUAGAAGGUGCCCGCUGGGACUCUGUGACCUUCCAGCUGGCGGAGUCCCGGCCCAAGGAGUUAUACACAGAGAUGGCUGUUAUCUGGCUCCUGCCAGUACCCAACCGCAAGAUCGAGGAACAGAACUUUUACCUGUGCCCCAUCUAUAAGACUCUGACCCGAGCUGGAACACUAUCAACUACAGGCCACUCCACCAACUACGUCAUUGCUGUGGAGCUCCCCACCAAGCUGCCCCAGAGACACUGGAUAAAGCGUGGCGUGGCUCUGAUCUGCGCCCUGGACUACUAGACUCAGAUGGGCUGGGGGCAU
This is a messenger RNA of Condylura cristata (star-nosed mole), 12825 nucleotides long. RefSeq names its product dynein, axonemal, heavy chain 1 (gene DNAH1). Gene Ontology annotation, molecular function: dynein light intermediate chain binding; minus-end-directed microtubule motor activity; dynein intermediate chain binding. The coding region runs from base 1 to 12804 and encodes 4267 amino acids. Gene Ontology annotation, cellular component: dynein complex. Gene Ontology annotation, biological process: microtubule-based movement. Lineage: Eukaryota; Metazoa; Chordata; Mammalia; Eulipotyphla; Talpidae. The record is from RefSeq and is a predicted model, not a curated record. The transcript is spliced from 77 exons.